GGUGUAGGAGGAGUAGGAGUAGGAUUAGGAGUUGGAGGAGUAGGAAUAGGAGUAGGAGUAGGAGGAGGAGCAUCAUCAUCAUCUGGCAUUGGAGGGUCUUUAGUUCUAGUUAGUGGGGGACCUCGGGUAGCUGGCACUUCGGGGAACAACCUACUUGGCAAGACAGGUGCAGCAGGCCUCGGCAGCAGGAGUGUUGUGACUGGAGGUGCAAACGUUGUGGGAAUAAUUACAAGACUGACAGGCAGGAGUGUUACUGCAGGCAACAUGCCUGUGAGAGAGGCACUGCAGGAGAGGAUCAACCAGCUCACUUGUCCACGACCGCCAGAUAACUUGGACCCAACACUAAUCCAUCGAAUUCCUCCUGAAGUUCUGGUGCUGGUGUUUGACUUGCUAGAUGACAUGACGCUGUGGUCAGUAGGCCGAGUGUGCCGGCGCUGGCAGCAGUUAGUGGCACGUUAUGUCUCAGAAACACAGUGGCAAGAAUACACAAAAUGCAGGUGGCCUCUGUACAGGCCUCUCUACACCAAAGUGCCGUGGCAGUUGGUCUACACGAAGUUAACCGAGAGUGCUCCAUGUCAGAUGUGCCUACACCAGAUGUCACUCCUCACAGCACCGCCUUCCAAUGAAAAUUCAUGGAGGCGAAACCGACUGCGGAAUGAACUCAGAACAUUAAGGUCUGAUCCUCCCGAGGGGAUAGAGGCUUCACCCUUAGACAAAAUGUCCCUGCACUGGCAGGCCUCCAUUCGGGGCCCGGCUGGUUCCCCUUACGAGGGUGGGACUUUCUACCUGUACAUACAGAUUCCUCCGAGCUACCCUCUGUGUCCACCAGUUGUGCGAUUCAUUACUAUGAUCUUCCACCCAAAUGUCUCCCGUCAUGGCGACAUUGGCAUUGACUCCAUACAGCACAACUGGUCACUGGCUCUCACCAUCUCGAAGGUCCUCAUCUCAAUCCAGUCACUGCUGACAGACCCCUACACCAAGGUUUGCAUGGAGCCAGAGAUCGGGAGACUGUACGACUCCAAUAAAUGCCAGUUUGAGCGUGUGGCUCGCUCCUGGACAUGGCGCUACGCAAUGCACGAUGCUUUCCUUCCUGAGGUCACACCGACGCUUUCCCUCAGUCGACCUGCUUCCACAUGUAGUUCAGUCUCGCAGGCUGAACAAGAUGAGGGGAAGCCGUCAAGUAGAACAAAGGCGGAUGAGCCAUGCGUUGCAGCUCUUCCGACAUGAGUGAUGUGUUUAUUUGCAACUUAAGGAGAGAACAGACUUUCCAGAAAGAGUGACCAAGAAAACUCCGCCUGUCUGGGUGUGACUGCAUUCUGAAUUCCGUUUUGCAUGUUAGGAAGACGAUCAUUUAUGAAGAGUGUGUGUUAGAGAAUGUUUGUUUCAAUUGUAAAUAAUGUAUAAAAGUUCAGAUACCUUAAAAAGGACAAUAAUGGCAUAUUUUUGGGUUGAUUUAUUCUGAUCUUCAGAAAUAGUGCUCUUUUUAAAUGUGGUGUAAUUUUUAUUGUGUACCAAAUUGUCACAUGAAAAUCGUUGUACUUGAAAUAUCAUGUAACAUUCUUUCUGGUGAUUUUGUUUUUGGAAGAAAAUAUCUCAUUAGUCAAAUCAUUGCUGCGACAUGAUUGAUAUGGACUAGAUAAUAACAUUGUACUAUAUGUAGUUUGUGUAUGCUGAUUCUUGUCUUUUUGUUCCCAUUUUUUCUCUAUUUUUCACACUUUCCACACCAGAGUUGUGGUGGAGUAAUAGUAGAGGCUACAUGGCCUUCCUCAUGUUACUAUAUUUAACCAGUGAUAGUAAUAGAGCAGCUGGAUUGGCAUUGCGCUUUGAACAGAAUCGAGAUUCAGAUUGAGUGGAAGCCAAAAUAGUACCAAGUAGUGCUAAUUCUAAACCUUUCUUCUGACUCCAGAACUACCCUGUUAUUAACUAAUCAGUAUGAUGUGCUCUGUGAUAAUUGUAUGAUCAUGUAUGGCAUUCUUGAGGAGCAUUGUCAUGGGGGAGAAUGUUGAUUGAUGUCUAGUCUUUUUAUUCAUACUUUGAAGGACUUGAUAAUCGCUACAUAAUGAUGUGGACUGUAUUAAGUGUGAUUCACCUAUCCUGAGAUGAACUGAGUAUGCCUAGUGUUUCUACUUUUGUAUUUGGUAGUUGAUAUGGACGAAACAUAAUGAUUCCAGUAAUGUGUGAGGGUGUUUCUAAAUGGUCUGAAAAUUAGAGGACUGAAGAGAUAAAUUGAAGGUAGAUUAUUUAUUUAUAACAUGAGUUUGUUGUUGUGGUGUUUAAGAUAAUAUUAAAAGAGUUUGAAAGCUUGGAUUUUCACAGUUUGAACUAUGAAUGAGUUAAAGAGAAAAGUAACUGCAUGUUCUUCCCUUCUCUGUUGUUAUAUCACAAUAGUAAUCCCCACAUUAUAUAGAAUACUACAUGGUUUGCAUGAAAUAUGUAGAAUGUCAAAAAUAUGUAUCAAAUAAUCUGUAGUUCGUUGAAUUCAAGUUUACCAUUACAUUGAAGCACAUCUUUGUGCAUAACUCACAAGAAUUUUCAGACUCAUUAUCCAUACAAUUUUCUUCCUCAUCAUAUAUCUUUAUCAUUGGUACCUCAAACUCAUAUGAUUAUUGAGCUAUAAUGUGUCUCCUGUCCUUUUGUCUCUUCUGUCAGAUCCUCUUCUCCAUUCACCAAAUUAGCCUCUAGUUCCUUCUCUUUGUCUGUCAUCUUAUCAUCAUCCCUUUUCCAUUUUCCUUUCCCUUUUCCCUUUUGUCUCUUCUCUUUUCCUUUUUCCUCUCCUCCCCUCUCUCUCUUGUUCAUGGCUGUCACUUUCUUGUUUGUGCUGCCUUAAUGUGUGGUUGUGAAUAUUUUUAUAAGGCAAGUAAAGAAAGAAAGAAGAAAGGAUUUUUUGUGAUUCACACUGGACCACUGAUAAGGACAUAAGGUAGAUGAAUGAUUCACUGUAGGUGUUUUGUAUUAGGUUCUGAGAAAAAAUUACAUAAAAAAAUCAUGAGUAUUUUGUGUAAAAGUUGUGUAUCUGUGGUCUCUUUGAUGGCAGUUUCUUUGCAUAACUCAUAAUGAGUUUUUUGGCAUGUUACUUAUAUACUUUUCAAUAUUCAUAUAUUUUUGAUCAUGUACCUCCUUUAUCAUAUGUAUAGCUUCAUUCAUGAUUAUUACUAUUAAGACAGUUCUCUGGUUUGUAUGGUUAAUCAUGUCUUUUUUUCUAUAGAACUACAUGUUAAAAGAAAUCUUGCUAUCUUUGUGAUGUGCAAUUGAAAAUAAAAAUUGAAGUUCCAGAAAAUGUUUUGCUAUGUUAUUGAAGACAAUAUGUUUGUUUGAGAAUAUUGUAUGUUCCUUUAAUCUUGAUUUUAUAGUUUUUGUCAGAAACUUGCUUUUAUCUUGUUGGAGCGUCUAUUUGACCACUACAGUAAAAGUGUUGCUAGAGUUCUAUAUAUUUCCUGGGAAAGGAGUGAACAAGAUAACUUUACAUCUAAUGAGUAGGAAAACAUUUAUAAGAUGCAUGCAUGCCAAGUUUUAAAAUUACUGUUUCUUUUAAUAUUUCAUGUUGAAAUAAACUGAAGUAUUGGGUGGUCUAAAGGUUAUUUUCUGAACUGAAUAUGUAUGGGUUGAAAAAACUCUCAAGAAGCUUGUAAAUAAGCUUUCUGUUAACUGAUAGUUCCUUUUUUUUUAGCAAGGUAGUAUGAUAAUUGUGACUUGCAAGUAAGACUGGGAGAUGUAAGCAUUUUUAUCUGGCAAGGCACACACAUGCAGGUAUUGCUUUUUGCCUCUAACAUUAUUUAACCAAGGCCAUCACUACAGGAGAUAUAUAACAGAUUAACAUAUUGUUUACACAGGCGAGAUAGAGGUUUGGUGUGCAGGUUUCAUACCUUAGCAUCUUCAGGGAGAUAUUUUUUUUUUAUUAGAUUAUGAGAUAUUUUAUGUAGAACUGUAUCAUUUGUAAGCUGUAACGGGGUCCUCAAGUUGAGAGAAAAAAAAGGUGGAAGAAUAUUGAUGUGGAUUAUUGAACGUGAUUCUUACUUUGUUGACUCUUAACAGCUUCCUUUUAUUAAAAGAUAUAACUUAC
Molecule: messenger RNA, 4060 nt
Organism: Penaeus vannamei (Pacific white shrimp)
Lineage: Eukaryota; Metazoa; Arthropoda; Malacostraca; Decapoda; Penaeidae
Gene: morgue
Product: modifier of rpr and grim, ubiquitously expressed
Biological process (GO): P450-containing electron transport chain
Molecular function (GO): protein binding; 2 iron, 2 sulfur cluster binding
Source: RefSeq, a predicted model, not a curated record